AUGGCCACAGCAGAGGCUCCUUCAGCCUUGGUCGUCAGGGCCUUGGGCACGGCCGCGGCCUCUGGCUCGUACGGGGUCUUCUGCAAGGGAUUGUCUCGCACCCUGCUUGCGUUUUUCGACUUGGCCUGGCAGCUACGCAUGAAUUUUCCGUACUUCUACAUCGCGGGCUCCGUGAUACUGAACAUCCGCUUGCAGGUACACCUGUAG
This is a messenger RNA of Chrysochloris asiatica (Cape golden mole), 207 nucleotides long. RefSeq lists its product as uncharacterized. Lineage: Eukaryota; Metazoa; Chordata; Mammalia; Afrosoricida; Chrysochloridae. The coding region runs from base 1 to 207 and encodes 68 amino acids. The record is from RefSeq and is a predicted model, not a curated record. The transcript has a single exon.